Messenger RNA from Closterium sp. NIES-67, 1503 nucleotides. NCBI's taxonomy places the organism in Eukaryota, Viridiplantae, Streptophyta, Zygnematophyceae, Desmidiales, Closteriaceae. The record is from the annotation of a GenBank genome assembly.
AAGGAGUGAGGUUGAAGCGGGCAGCGAGCGUCGCUGCGUACUUCGAAGCGGUGAGGUGAAUAGACGUCGUGACUGCUUCCGUUUGAUGCCGAGUGUCUGGAGGUAGUCUGUGAAAGCGUUGCUCGUGUACUCCCCUGCGCCAUCACUCUGGAAUUCUUGCAGUUUUGCUCAAGACUCUCUUUCAGCGACGGCGAGCCAUGCGACGAAGACUGAAUGGGCGAGAUGUCGAGCAGGAAGGUUUGCUGUCCAAACAUAUCGAGUAGAUGCUUCGAUGAAGGUAAUCACGUACAGCUCUUCUUUAGGUCCUGCUUCAGGUAAGUUAAGAAUAUCGCUGUAGACCUUCUGCAUCAGUUUGUAACGAGUGGAGCCAGGAAAAUGACUCGAAAACGGGUCGUGGGUAAGAUUGGUGACCGGACACGUGGUGCAGACCGUUGGGCGAGACUGCGGUUUCAUCUCCGUGCCGUCAGGUAAGAGAAGACUGUUUUUAUCAAGAACUGCUGCUCGGAUUCAAUGAUUUAAAAUCCCUUGCGAUGGAUGUCCUAACCGUUGGUGCCAAAUUUCUUAUGUGGCUUUGUGUCCUGAUGAUCGCAGAUAAAAGUCGGCGUUAGUAUAAAAUGAAGAAAUGAUGAAAGGAGAAAGAGCUGGAGACAUGUCAAUCUCCCCUUCGACGAAACGGUUUGAUGGCAGAUGGUCCUGCGACAGCUACUGGAAGACUCGGCUGCUCGGCGACUUCUUCUUUCACGGCUUCCUCGACGACUUCGGGUUCAUCAGCUGCAAGUCCACUGAUUUCUCCCCAAAGUGGAGCUGGAGUUCCUUGGAAGGCUGCACGGGUGUUAUAGAAGGUUCGCCAAGCAUUGGCGCCUUCAUCGGCGGUAUUAAACUCCCAAGUAUCCAGUGCGGGACCGAGACCAAGGACGCGUUCAGAAUCACCAGAGGUGCCCUGUGCUGUGAACUGAAGAACUGAUACUCCAUGUUGAGUAGCAGCGCGACCGAGGUCAAGAUCUUGCUGUUCCGCUUGAAGAUACGACGAAAUUUCGGUUUCUGAGAGGUUCGGAUUCAUGCGCAAGAAGGCGCGCGUCUGUCGCCACUCGGGACCAAGUCCAGCAAGAAGGACCAUGAGAUACAUCUCACGAGGGAAGUAUCCUCCACUCUUCUCCAGUUGAUCUUGUAGUGUGCGAACACGAUUGACGUAAUCCAUGACAUUCUCGUUUGUCAUCAUCUGCACACUUGUCAGCUGCGAAAGAAUCUUACUUGCUGUUAUUGUGUCUUUUGCCAUGUACACCCCCUUUAAGUGGUUCCAUGCAGUUUCAGCUGGCGUGAAGCUUGAAUGAAAAGAUCGAACGCCAAGCUGCUCCUUUGGCGACAGGUUCCGAACUAGAACCGUAUACGCCCCGAGAGAGGCGUGCAGGAAACUCUGUUGCUCCAGUUGUGUUCCCAUGACAGGAUACGUAAACUCGCCGGUGAAGAACGGCCAUAGCCCAGCGAACUGCGCCAGAAGCUCAA